Ruditapes philippinarum (Manila clam) is the source of this 4351-nucleotide messenger RNA. Its product is annotated as protein unc-45 homolog B-like. The coding region runs from base 268 to 3078 and encodes 936 amino acids. NCBI's taxonomy places the organism in Eukaryota, Metazoa, Mollusca, Bivalvia, Venerida, Veneridae. The record is from RefSeq and is a predicted model, not a curated record. The transcript is spliced from 21 exons. Gene Ontology annotation, molecular function: Hsp90 protein binding.
GUUACUUCCCUUUAUUUAUUGAUCAUUACGAUAAUACCUGCGUAAAUAGAUGACAUCUAAACAUAUGUGGCUUUUAUUUUAGGUUUAUCACAUUCAUCUAGUCAUUCUCUCGGAAAGAGAUAUUUUGAUAUAUUAACAAUUCUUAUACUUUUAAUACAAAUUCAAAUAAAUUCAAAGUGAAAGUAGAAGCUCUUCAAAGGAGGAUUUCGUUACAGUCAUUCUGUUUCUUCCGGUUGUCAAAAGCGUGAGGAUUUACACAUUUUAAAGAUGAGUGUUACUGAAUUGAAAGAAGAUGGAAAUGCCAAGUUUAAAGCAGGGAAUUAUGAAGAGGCACUCUCGGUAUACACAGAUGCCCUCCACUUUGGGGAUAUAAAAGACACUGACAAAGCUGUCAUUUAUAAAAACCGUUCCAUGUGUAACCUGAAGCUUGAGAAAUAUAAAGAAGCAAUUGAUGAUGCAUCUGAAUCUCUAGAAAUUUGCCCGAAUGAUCCAAAGGCUCUGUAUAGAAGAUGUUUAGCUUACGAGAAAUUGGGGCAUCUAGAAGAGGCAUACAAAGAUGCAGCUUUCAUGUUAAAAAUAGACCCGAAAAAUGAUGCAAUCAAACCAGUCCUGAAGAGGCUUACACCUGUAAUGAAAGAAAGGGCUAAGAUGCAAGCCAGCACAGAGAACAAAGUAACACAAAUGUUUGAUGUAUUGUUUGAUGUCAAUGCUGAUAAUGAAAAGAGAUUGCAGGCUGGAAAUAAUUUAGUUGUUCUUGCACGAGAGAGUGGAGGAGGUGAGAUUAUCGUGCGACAUGACGGAAUAAAAAGACUGAAAGAGUUUCUCAUGAAUGAGAAGAACCCAGAUUUCCUGCAAGCUGGCAUCCGAGCAUUAUCAUGUCUAACAAAUGAGAACAGACCAAGGAGUGAAAUGGUGUAUCAUGAAAUUGGUGUGGUUAGAUUAGGUCAGUUAAUGGCGAUGCCUGUUGAUGGAUUGUCAACAUCAGUGGCCCUACUUCUCCACCAUAUGAUGCUGUCUAUCACAGAAUAUAGCGUCUUCAAGGGUAAAAUGGAUGCCUAUGAUGAUAAAAGGCGUCAGGGUGAUCCUUGUAUACGACCCAAAUGGGAGAUUGAUGAGUAUCAGCAGAAGUUUUUGGAUGAAGUUUUCCAUGGCCUUAUCAAAAUGUUGCAGCAUAUAAAGGUAUCAGCAUGCGGCAGGGAUGCUUCAAUGGAACUUAUGUUAAAAACUGUGACCAGAAAAACGGGUGUUUGGUGGACGAGAAGAUUUAUAGAAUCUAAUGGUGGUGUUGAAGGAUUACUCCUGAUAGCAGGAUCAGUAAAGCAACAUGAAUCUCUACCAGUAACAGAUCAAUCCAGGAUGCAUGCAUCAUUACUACUCACAAAAAUAUGGGAGGAUCUGAUUGGAGACAAGGAAAACGAUAUAUUUAAAGAGAAAGUGAACGGGUUUUUCCAGGAAUUAUUUUCAACAGAAGAUUUGGACUCGAAGGUGGAGGCUGUAAGAGCCAUCUCUAUGCUACUGCAGGGACCAUUUGAGAUCGGCAAUAUGAUCCUCGGAUUUGAGGGGGUUAAUGGUAUCAUGUUAGCUUUAGCGCAGAGUGACCGUGCAAUUCAUCAGCAAAUAGCAGUGGAAGCUAUUGUGCACUCAGCAUCAAAGAAAGACCGAUGUACCGGACUUCUCACAGAAGCUGUUCCGGUUUUGAAGCAUUUAUAUCAUAAUGGAAAUAAUGAUAACAUCAAAGUUCGAGCAUUAGUGGGUCUGUGUAAACUGGGAUCAUUUCAAGGAUCAGAUGCAACCACACGACCUAUGGCAGAAGGUUCCACUAUAACAUUAGCUAAAGCUUGUAGAAAAUUUUUAACUAACCCAGCUGGAGAUAUUCAGAUGAAACAAUGGGCGACAGAAGGUCUUGCAUAUCUUACACUGGAUGCUGACGUUAAAGAAGAAGUUGUCAAUGAUCCUAAGGCGCUAGCAGCUAUUAUACAGGCUGCCAAGAAUCCAAGCCAGAGUUUGGUAUAUGCUGCAGCAACAUUGUUUGUUAAUCUGACUAACAGUUUUGACAAGCAAGAAAUGUCCCCUGAGAUGGUUGAACUUGCCAAAUAUGCCAAACAACAUGUACCAGAAGAACAUGCCAAGGAUAAAGAGGAGUUUGUUACAGAAAGGAUACGUAAAUUAGUGGAGGCAGGCAUGAUAGGAUGUUUGUUAUCAUUGUUUAAUACAGAAAGUAACAACACGAGGGAACAAGUCUCAAGGGUAUUUAUAACAGUUGCCAAUAAUGAAGCAUACAGGGGUCAGAUAGUACAAGCUGGUGGUGUCAAGGUUUUAUUGAGUCUUGCAUUAGAGAAGAACACAGAUCUAGGAAAGCAGGUUGCAGCUCAAACCUUGGCCAAACUUGCCAUUACACAAGAUCCAAACAUAACAUUCACCGGACAGAGAAUGUACGAAGUUGUUCGCCCACUGAUAUCAUUAUUGGAUGUAGAAAGGACUGGUCUACAAAACUUUGAGGCACUUAUGGCACUGACUAAUCUGUCUUCCAUCAGUGAUUCAGUGAGACAGAGAAUAGUGUCUGAGAAAGGUGUUCCUAAGAUAGAGUAUUAUAUGUUUGAAGAUCAUGAUCUCAUACAAAGAGCUUCUAUUGAAUGUAUGUGUAAUAUGGUGAUGAAUGAAAAUGUAGCUAAAUCGUAUGAUAAAGAGAAUGACAAAGUGAAGUUUAUGGUGUUAAAGUGUGCUGAUGAAGAUGACAAAUGUGUGCGUGCUGCAUCAGGUGCCCUGGCUAUACUUACAGCAGACAGCGAGAUUGUGUGUAAAAAAAUACUACAGGUAAACAAAUGGGAUGAGCUUUUAAUGGCGGUGAUAGUGAAUGAGUCACCAGAAAUUCAGCACCGUGGCUGUUACAUCAUCAGAAAUAUGGUACAGACUAGUAAAGAAAUAGCAGAGACAGUUCUGGAAGGCCAGGUGUUGGAUGUUUUGAUGGCAGUAUCUGUGUUGGAGGCACCAGAUCGUCAGCCAGCCAGGAAAUGUUGUAAGGAAACAUUACAACUGGCAGAAGAAUACAAGAUUAUCCAGGAGAAUCCAAAUAAGUGAUAAAAAACUUGUGUAAACUCAUAACAGAGUUGUGUAAACUCAUAACAGAGUUGUGUAAACUCAUAACAGUGUUGUGUACUCAUAGCAGAGUUACCUACCCUUUUAGUGUGCCAAAUGGAUAAAUCCCAGCUUGAGAAAUGUUUUAUCCUGGAGAAAGGAAAUCUAAUAUUUAAAAGCAGCAUGCUGUAAAGAUAUUGGAGGUGUUUAAUAGACUACAUGAUACCAAUUUUAGCACAGAUUCUGUGGAGAAAAAUAACUGACAAUUUUUAGGUGUAUGGUUACUUCAAAAGUUAUCUACAUUGAAAAAUGAAAACAGAAAAAGUGGUUUAACUAGUUACAUUACUGUAACAAGCAGUUUUUAGUUUGUCUAAAAUAGUUGAAAUUUUUGGGGUAAAAUUGAAAAAUUACCUACAACAAGAAUGGCAGUUUCUGGCAUACAUAUCAAAUUUUUAUUGGUCUACCAUGACACUACACUUGAGUGUUUUCUUUCCUAUGAUCUGAUUUCGACUUUUAUUUUCUUUUUUGUGAGUUUAUUUGUUAUUUAUAGUCAUGACAAAGAUGGACAGCUAUUAUUUAAAUCAUAUUCAUUUACAUAGAAAUAACAACAUUAGUCUGCCAUAAAUGCAUCAAAAACUAUGGUUAGCUGAAAUUCAUUGAAAUCAUUUUAUCAUUAUAUAAUUGGUGCUAAAUACAUUUUCAUUGUUUUGUCCUCAACAUAGUUUGUCUUUGGAAAGAUUGAAACAAUUCCUAAAUAUACUUGGCAAUGAUCGUAGGAGGUAACUAAAUGGGUUACAAAAACUUUAGUCAUCUUUAUGCAUCUCUUAGCUCCAGCAGGUGAGAUGCUGCUUUAAUGUUGCAACAGUCCAAGGUUAGUCAAAGUCAUCUUACCUGUUUCUGUGCCUUAUGACCUACAGUAUGCUUUGUGUGGUGUGCCUUAAAAGUAACAAACUUGGUAAUGAUACAGGUGUACAAUGUAUAGAACUAUAGUCUUAAAUUUCUUUUCUGAAAAAAUAAAGCCGGAAAAUAUACAUUGUUGAUCACAGUUUCAGUCUGUAUCUGUAGACAAAAUAUUAUGUCAUGUCAUUUGAUCACAUCAGCAUUUCUUUGUACAGUAGUUGUCUAGUUAUGAAUAAUGUUUGCCUACAAUAUGCCAAUUUGCUUUUUUUAAUAUUUAUUGUAUGAGUGCAAUAUAUACAAUAUGCAUAUGAUAUUUAUAAAUGUAAGAGUGUUUUAUAUUUAUGAUGUAAAGUAAAAAUUACAUACAGUCAAAGUA